Molecule: messenger RNA, 246 nt
Organism: Funneliformis caledonium
Lineage: Eukaryota; Fungi; Glomeromycota; Glomeromycetes; Glomerales; Glomeraceae
Source: the annotation of a GenBank genome assembly
AUGGAUAAUAUCACUAUUUUUAACAAUGAAAUAAUGGAAAAAAAUUUAUCAGAAAUGGAAGUAAUAAAACUUCUAAGCAAGUUACUUGUUAAAACAAUAUUAAAAAUUGGAAAAGUUGAAUCAAAUAAAUCAACAAAAGAAAAGUCUCAUAUCAUAAUUCUAGAAAAGGCUUCAAUAAUGAGAGAAGAAUUAAGAAAAGAGGUUUUAUUUUGCGUUCUAAAAUUCAACAAAAUAUUAAUUAAUUAG